Saccharomycopsis crataegensis is the source of this 837-nucleotide messenger RNA. RefSeq lists its product as uncharacterized. The coding region runs from base 1 to 837 and encodes 278 amino acids. The transcript has a single exon. Gene Ontology annotation, molecular function: hydrolase activity. NCBI's taxonomy places the organism in Eukaryota, Fungi, Ascomycota, Saccharomycetes, Ascoideales, Saccharomycopsidaceae. The record is from RefSeq and is a predicted model, not a curated record.
AUGUUGAAAUCUAUUAUAUUAUUAUCGUUAUUCGAUAUUCCACAAUGGCAUCGUUACCUCCUUCCGCUUGCUGUUUACCUCAUACAAUUCACGGUAUGUCACUUGAAAACAAGCUUUGAAAUCUCCACACUCACUAACCUAGCACUGUUGUUGACAGAGGGUAAGAGAAAAGGUACCCUCCACAAGGACCUCUAUGGGCUUCCCACUUAUGAGACUGGUGACAUCGAAUCACAAAAAGUUAUAAUCAUUGCGGUUGACAUCUUUGGAUAUGAUUUCCUCAACACCAAUUUGAUUGCCGAUGAAUUUGCCAAGGCAGGUUUUUACGUGGUAGUACCAGAUAUUCUUCUUGGGGAUCCAGUAGAUUUAUCCGGUGGCCCAGAAGGGCUUAAGAAAUGGAAAGAAAACCAUGGCCUGGAGGUUACAUUACCAGUGUAUCACAAAUUUUUGAUUGAGUUGAAGAAACAUGUUGGUGGAAAAGCUAAGUUUUUCAGUGUGGGUUAUUGUUUUGGGGCCCCAUCCGUGGUCAGUGAACUAACUGAUUAUGGGCUAUUGACUGCUGGAGCAGUUGCUCAUCCAACAGCAGUCACCAUUGAAUCAGUUGAGAGAAUCACUAAGCCAUUCAUGAUAAGUGCUGCUCAAACUGAUGCUAGGUUCACACCAGAAUUGAGACACAAGACAGAAGAGAUUUUGAUAAAGAACAAUAUCAGAUUUCAAAUGGAUUUGUUUAGUGGUGUGUCACAUGGAUUUGCAAUUAAGGGAGAUAUUAAGGACCCCGUUGUGAAGUAUGCCAAAGAGAAAUGUGUUUCUGAUGUGAUCACUUGGUUUUCUCAAUUUUAG